This is a messenger RNA of Cynoglossus semilaevis (tongue sole), 641 nucleotides long. Its product is annotated as acidic mammalian chitinase-like. The record is from RefSeq and is a predicted model, not a curated record. Gene Ontology annotation, biological process: carbohydrate metabolic process; chitin catabolic process. Gene Ontology annotation, molecular function: chitin binding; chitinase activity. Bases 153 to 632 code for a protein of 159 amino acids. Gene Ontology annotation, cellular component: extracellular region. NCBI's taxonomy places the organism in Eukaryota, Metazoa, Chordata, Actinopteri, Pleuronectiformes, Cynoglossidae. The transcript is spliced from 5 exons.
UUGAUGGGAUCAACUUGGAUUGGGAAUUCCCUUCAGUUGCCGACAAAGACCGAUUCACGGCGCUGUGCCAGGAGACACUACAAGCCUUUGAGGCUGAAGUAGCAGGAACCAGCACGCCCAGGUUACUGUUGACCGCAGCAGUGCCUUCAUACAUGGGGAAUAUGGCAGGCUACGACAUUCCACAAAUUUCCAUGUACCUGGAUUAUAUGAAUGUGAUGUCAUAUGACUUUUAUAGUCUAGCAGAUGGGUUCACGCGACAUCAUAGUCCUUUGUUUGCUGGCCCUUCGGACUUUGGAAAUCAUCUAUUCUUCACUUCUAAUUAUUCAAUGAGCACCUGGAGAGACAGUGGAGCACCUGCUGAAAAGCUGCUGAUGGGAAUCGCUGCCUACGGACGAACCUUCACCUUGACCUCAGCGACCAAUAAUGGGGUUGCAGCACCUACCAGUGGUGUGGGUGAACCAGGUCUUUACACUGGUGAAGGAGGCUUCUGGUCCUACUACGAGGUUUGUUACAAUGUUCCACUACAAGACCGCCACUGGUCCGAAGGACAGGAGGUUCCAUAUGGCUCCGCAGGAACUACAUGGGUGGGAUUUGACAACCCGGAUAGUGUUGAAGCAAAGGUGAAUUACUAAUCACCGUCA